Pocillopora verrucosa is the source of this 2806-nucleotide messenger RNA. RefSeq names its product glutamate receptor ionotropic, NMDA 1. Gene Ontology annotation, cellular component: plasma membrane. Gene Ontology annotation, biological process: monoatomic ion transport. Gene Ontology annotation, molecular function: signaling receptor activity; ligand-gated monoatomic ion channel activity. The record is from RefSeq and is a predicted model, not a curated record. Lineage: Eukaryota; Metazoa; Cnidaria; Anthozoa; Scleractinia; Pocilloporidae.
AGAUACCGCCCGAGUCGCCAGAGGCUGUGGACCGAUGCAAAUUUAAAAGGGAGGCUUCGCCGAAACGUUUUCAUACUGAUCAAGAAAGAUAGCAGAUGCUAAUCGAGAACUUCCAUCUUUGAACCUGAGCUUCCUGGAGAGAUCGUUUUCCAUCGAAACUGAAAAGAUGAAUUCAAAAUCCAGCGUUUGUUACACAGCCUCAAGUUUAUUGAUAUCACUGAUAUAUCAUAUCAUCUUUGUGAAGAUAACCAAUUGUUAUGAGUCUGGAGUGCUACCUAGAGUCACCGUGCUUUCAAGUCAGACGCUUGAUUUAUCACAAUGGCGUGCUAACCUGGACAUAGAUGUUGUAAAAUUUCCUGCGGGAAACCUUAGUUUCUAUGAUGCUCUGAAAGUCGCAGAAACGAUUUCUAGAACAGUGCAAGAAGGAAAUGGAACCAAGGCUAUCAUAGGGUCUGGUAACAAAUUCAUUGACAGGUUAAUCGCAGGCACGCUUGGAUUGUUGGUGGUCCCAUUCAUAAGUAUCUUGAGGCAGGAUGAGUAUCAGGGUCAGCUCUAUAUUAACCUCAGCCCAUCAACACUUACGGAGCACAUUAGCAUUGCUUUUAAAAUUGCCGAUCAACUUGGUUGUCAACAUGUCGCAGUGUUCACCUCCAGCUUUCACAGGUCAGAAAUUCUGCAACAGAUUCAAAAUCAGACAAGGAAAUCUUAUAUCUCCUCAAGCAUUACAGAAUUGCAUCUUAAUGACACGCCUAUUGGCAUUGCGAGAAUGAUGACAGAAAUUUUUAAGAUCACUGUAAACUACAACUCAGUUUUGGUUGUAAUGGACUGCAGUGAACAGGACGCUUCGUUCCUCAUAGAAGCUACUUACACUGUCAAUAUAAACCCUGUGCAAUUUCAGUGGUUGUUUCUUAGAGAGGAGGAAAAUAGCACUGAUGAAGUGAUAUCCCUUCCUAUAAAUGUGUUUGGCCUACGUUCAAAAUUUGAUAAAAAGCAAUGGGUGCAGGAUGCAUUGCUCCUCCUUAAUGGCUCGCUUUAUUCAAGUAACGACCAGAAUAAAUUUACCAACAUGGGAUCCGUCAGCUCAAAAGUUACCGACCAAUUUGAACUAUACAGAAAAAUGCUAGAUCAGGCGUUCUUGGGAAAAACAGGAUGGGUUCAGUUCGACGAGAAAGGAAACCGAGUGGCGACUAGUUAUGAUAUCAUCAUCACAUUCCGUGAGAACUCAUCAAGUUCAGGGGAAGUGGCAUGGGCUACCGUGGGAUCUGCAACAGGCCAUCGAGUCAGCUUUCAAAGGUCGUUAUGGACGACCAAUGUUUGUGAUCACAAAGAAAUACUUCGAGUGGUGGGUAUUGAAGAAGAACCAAUGUUGAUAGUAAGUAAGGAAGAUGUGGCUACAUUCAGUGAGUGCGUUUUGAGUUACCCUUGCACAAAAUACAAGCACUAUGAUAACAACUCCGAGCAAAAUACACCGAUAAAGUGCUGUUGUACUGGCUUUCUAAUAGAUCUCUUGCAGUGGCUUGAAAAAGACUUAUCUCUUUCGGUGGAGUUGUAUUUGGGUAGGGAUGGCAAGUAUGGGGCUUACAAUGCGGACUCUAAAGAAUGGGAUGGAAUGAUUGGCGAUUUGCUUUCCAACAGAACUGACAUGGCUCUUUCAGCGUUGACUACAACGAGAAUGAGGGAAAAAUACAUUGACUUUUCUUAUCCAUUUUUUCAUGGAGAAACAAAGCUGCUCAUUUCUGUCACUCCAGUAAGAGUUAAUGUGGAAAUUGGGUUCCUGGCACCGUUUGACAAAGCCUUGUGGAUUGUCUUUUUGGCUACUGUCAGUGGUGUUCUUGCAACAGUAUGGCUCAUGGAAAGAAUAAGUCCGAAUCGCCAACGGAUAAUCUUUGCAGAAAAGGACACCAAAUUCAGUUUGUCGACAUGUAUGUCUUACAUUUGGAGUAAUGUAGUGAAACUUGAGUUGGAAGGCAAGAAGCCACAGAGCAUUAGUGCGAGACUUACAACUGCUGUGUUUUCCUUCUCAACACUGAUAAUAAUUACAACAUACACGGCUAAAUUGGCAGCUUCUCUUGUUCAGCUGGAUGGAGAAUCCCCUGUCACAGGGAUUAAAGAUCCUAAGUUUCAAGAUCCUCCGCCAGGCUUCACAUUUACCACUCUUCAUAGUAGUAGCAUACUGUCCUUCUUUACAAACAGUGAUGAUCCUGCAUACAGAAAAAUAGGAAGAAACAUGAUUCCCUAUACUGUGAGGAGCUACAACGAGGGCCUCGAAAAACUAAAGAAAGGGGAAAUUAAAGCCUUCAUCUACGACUCACCAUUCAUUGACCUUGGAGCUUCCAAGAUGCCCGGAUGUUCGUUUAAAGUAGUAGGGAACCCAAUAAUUACUGUAGCAUACGCCAUAGGAUUUCCCAAAAACUCGAAGUGGAGAGAUCCGGUUUCAAAUCUGUUGCUUAAAUACCAAAAAAUAGAUUACUUUAGGAAACUGAAAGAAAAAUGGUUUAGAGGAGGCUGUUUUUAUACCGGUCGAUCAUCUCAAAGCGCUGAAGAGAUGAAGCCUGUUAAUUUUGGUGGCCUUUUCUUUAUAUUAGGUGGAGCGAUAGUUGUGUGUUUUCUUAUUUUACUUGGAGAGUGCCUGUGGUCACGCUAUGAACGAAAGGAAGGGAGAUAUACCCCUAAAAGAAUCGGACAGAGUAACAAGUCCUCAAUAAUUCUUUCCUUCUCUGACGAGCAAAGAAAGGAGCGAAGCCAGGGUGGAAAUUUUAGCACGCGUGUUCGAUCUGAGACAAUUCCUCCUUUCUUGGUAGUGUAG